AUGACGGUCUUUACAGCAGUUCUUUUGGGUGUCGGGAUUGAAACGCUACAGCAGGGGCAAUUUCCCAAUCUGGCCUAUUAUUUAUUGUUCUCAUCUGUUGCAGUAUCAGCCUGUGAGGGAGCUUUUUUCCUGCAUCUGUUUCUCACUUCCUGCAUUAGGUGCCAGUCAGAGCCUCCUCUGUAUAUAUGCCUAGGAAAGACUGCACGGAUGGGAGGAUUUCAGAGGUUUGUGGGCUAUGGCCUGCUAUCUGUAGCAUGCUUUUUACAUCCGGUGUUGGUCUGGCACGUCACAAUUCCAGGCACUAUGCUUAUUGUUACUGGUGUUGCCUAUCUUCUCCUGAGCAAGCGAAAAAAGGUCAAGCUAGGGAAGGAAUGUAUCACUCAGGCAGAAUACUACACGGAUCCCUCUGCUACUGCCAUUGUCAUGACGAGAGCAGGUGACACUGAACAGACAUACACCUUCAACAGCUCCUUUAGAGAAAAAAGACAAUCUCUCCUCACCCAGAUGAGGAGUAUCCUUAAAGUAAAAAAGGAUAACCUGCCCCCUAAGAACACAGGUACUGACAAAGUGCCUAGGGAGACUUCCAUGGACAUGAAUACUAAAAAGAAGCAGGUGCACUUUGAAGAGAAUGUCAUUAGGAUAAUUCCUACAGAAGGUGGGAUUGCAGAAGAUCAGGAGGGAGAUUUGGAAGAGACUACUUCAGACACAGCUCCGAUCAUACCCACUGUAGACAGACCGCUAUCCAGCACCAUACCCAUGUCACCUGGCCUCUUCUGAGGUUUAUUUUGGACUUCAGUCACUCAGUACUUUGAGUUAUUCUCAGAAAUUUAAAGAAAUAAUAAGCACCC
This is a messenger RNA of Bombina bombina (fire-bellied toad), 848 nucleotides long. RefSeq names its product transmembrane protein 72 (gene TMEM72). The transcript is spliced from 5 exons. The coding region runs from base 1 to 777 and encodes 258 amino acids. NCBI's taxonomy places the organism in Eukaryota, Metazoa, Chordata, Amphibia, Anura, Bombinatoridae. The record is from RefSeq and is a predicted model, not a curated record.